Molecule: messenger RNA, 4145 nt
Organism: Falco peregrinus (peregrine falcon)
Lineage: Eukaryota; Metazoa; Chordata; Aves; Falconiformes; Falconidae
Gene: ZBTB24
Product: zinc finger and BTB domain containing 24
Exons: 8
Coding region: 997-3348 (783 amino acids)
Biological process (GO): regulation of transcription by RNA polymerase II
Cellular component (GO): nucleus
Molecular function (GO): protein binding; DNA-binding transcription factor activity, RNA polymerase II-specific; RNA polymerase II cis-regulatory region sequence-specific DNA binding
Source: RefSeq, a predicted model, not a curated record
CUUGCGCCGCCCCGCUCCCCCCGCGGUCCACAGCAGCCGAGCAGGCGGCCGAGCGGGGCCGGCAGGGCCGGGCCCUGUGCCUGGGGUCAGCCCCCGGGAGCUGAGUGUGGCUCACGGGCCCUUCCACAGGCCAUCGGCAGGUGGGCCGGAGCCUGUCCGCGCCGCUGGCGCAGUGGGUGCCUUCCUCUUGUAUACAGCCUUACCCUGGAAUUGCUAGGGUUGGGGUUUUUUUCGGUACACGUGCUGGUUUGGAUUUUGCAGUCAAAAUACUAAUUAUGUCACCUCGUGAUGGAAUACCGAAGUCCUUCAUGUGAUCAAAACCCACAAAUCACCUACUAUGCUGAGACGCUGAGACACGUGUGGACAUUGGAGUUGGCAGCAGGUCUUCAGGAGUUCUUGUAAUGCACUGUAAGGCAGAGUUGGGUCCACCAUGCAGCCAUGCUUUAAGGGGCUUCAGCAACGUCACACUCACAUCCUCCAGAAGUUAAAGCUCCCAGAUAAAACUGUUUGGCUCCAGCAUGAAUUGUCCAGUAGCAGAGUGGGGCUAAACAAAUCACUUGAUGGCUGCCUCAGUAGCAUUUAGGUAUCACCUGUAUGUAGUAUAAGUUAUUUCUUGCAGCAUUCAAUCAGGUGAUUGGAACUGUUGUGCUCACUAAAUACAAAUACAAGUGUGUAUUUGUAUUUAAUGUGACAGUUUUAUAAAUAGAGAUGACAUCUAGCCAAUCUGUUUCACCUUUGGCUCAGCUGGUCCUCUUGAAGUGGACAUUUUUGGUACAUCUCUUCUAUAGUAGUAUUUGAUGGAUGAUUCUGAAAUUGCUGGGUUAUUUGUUUCUUCGUUUUAAUUUUUACAUACUUAAAAUUGAAGAAGCCUGAUGCUAAUAGCAUGGUUGACCCAAUUUUUAGAGCUCUUAAAAAAAGCUGCUGGUUUUCUGCUUUUGUUGCCCACCUCCAUAGGCUGCAGCUUAGCAGGCACAUCCUUUCACAUUUGCAAUUAAAAUGGCAGAAAUGGCUCCUGAUGCUUCCGAGAAACUGGUUGUCAUCCACUCCAAAGCUCACAAAGAUACCAUUCUAGCUAAUUUUGAGGAACAAAGGAAAAAGAAUUUUCUUUGUGACAUUACUCUAAUAGUGGAGAAUGUGCAGUUCAGAGCCCAUAAAGCUUUGCUUGCUGCCAGCAGUGAGUACUUCUCAAUGAUGUUUGUGGAUGAGGGUGAAAUAGGCCAAUCAAUUUACAUGUUGGAGGGAAUGGUUGCAGACACCUUUGGAGCACUGUUGGAAUUUAUCUACACUGGUUGCCUCCGCGCCAGUGAAAAAAGCACAGAACAAAUUCUGGCUACUGCACAGCUGCUGAAAGUGACUGACCUGGUGUGGGCCUGUACAGACUACCAGGCCAGCCGUAGCCCAAGUAAUGUGUUACCAGCUCCAUCUAACAGUGGAGCCUCUGUAGCUGUUAUUGGAAGCGACAAGAAGAAUGGAGAUCCACCAAAGCGAAAACGAGGGCGACCAAGGAAAGUCAGGAAUGUCCAAGAGGAAGAAUCAGGAGCAAAUUCUGCCGAAGAUGUGCAGCUGAGAGAGAACAACUCCAUGCAAAAUAAGCAAAAUUUUAUGAAAAGAGACAGUGCACCAGAAGAAACAGUUGCCAGCGAACAGGCUCCAGUUGGGAAAGAUGCAGAAGAAAAUGAACCUGCUUGUGGCUCAGAAGCUGCCGUCAGUCUCUCAGCUGAGAAAGAUGAAAAUUAUGAUCCCAAAUCUGAAGGAAUACAGAGCACUCAGAGCCGUUACAGCAAACGUAGGAUAAGGAGAUCAAUCAAACUCAAAGACUAUAAACUUCUUGGUGAUGAGGAUGAAAAAGGACUGGCAAAGAGAACUGAUGGAAAAAGAAAACGUGCAGGUUCUGAAGCUCGCUGUAAAGACUGUGGCAAAGUAUUUAAAUAUAAUCACUUCUUAGCUAUUCAUCAGCGAAGUCAUACAGGGGAGCGUCCUUUUAAGUGCAGUGAGUGUGGCAAAGGCUUUUCCCAGAAGCAUUCUCUUCAAGUCCACGAGCGGAUGCACACCGGAGAGCGGCCAUACACGUGCACCGUCUGCAAUAAGGCUCUGACAACAAAGCAUUCUCUUCUGGAGCAUAUGAGCCUACAUACAGGGCAGAAGGCUUUUACAUGUGAUCAGUGUGGGAAAUACUUCAGCCAAAAGAGACAGCUCAAGAGCCACUAUCGAGUACACACAGGCCGUUCACUGCCGGAAUGUAACCAGUGUCGUCGCAAAUUCAUGGAUGCAGCUCAGUUAAAGAAACAUCUAAGAACACAUACAGGUGAGAAGCCCUUCACUUGUGAAAUUUGUGGCAAAUCUUUUACAGCUAAAAGUUCUCUUCAGACUCACAUUAGAAUUCACAGAGGAGAAAAGCCGUAUUCUUGUGGUAUAUGUGGAAAAUCCUUCUCUGAUUCCAGUGCAAAGAGAAGACACUGUAUCUUACACACAGGCAAAAAGCCUUUCUCCUGCCCAGAAUGUAGUUUGCAGUUUGCUCGUCUGGACAACCUGAAGUCUCAUUUGAAAAUUCAUAGCAAGGAAAAGCAGUUUCAGGAAGCCAGUGCUGCCCCAGGCCCCAACACUAAUUCAGAAGAAGUGAGAAACAUUCUCCAGCUGCAGCAGUAUCAACUUGCCACCUCUGGAGGGCAGGAAAUUCAGCUCCUGGUUACAGAUGCAGUACACAAUAUAAACUUCAUGCCUGGUCAUAAUCAAGGCAUUAGUAUUGUUACUGCAGAAAGUGCCCCAGCUAUGACCACAGAGCAGGCUGCGAACCUGACGCUGCUUGCUCAGCCACCGCAGCAGCUGCAAAACUUGUUGCUUUCAGCUCAGCAGGAGCAAGCGGAACAAAUGCAAAGUAUCAAUAUGAUUGCGAACCAAAUAGAGACUGCCCAGCCUGAACAAAUGCAUGUCAUCACUCUUUCCAAGGAAGCGCUAGAACACCUCCAUGCUCAUCAAGGACAAAAUGAAGAAAUCCACUUAGCAGGAUCUUCCCAUCCAGCUCAGCAGGUGCAGCUGACUCAGGAAUCAAGUCAACAGUCUCACUCUAGCCAAGAUACAGUUCCUUCCCAUCAAAUCAGUGAAGAACAGAAUCAAAGUGUACCUGUUUCUGAAUCCCGUCAGCAGUCUCUAUUGGUAUUUCUGUACCACUUAGUCCAUACCUCACAAGCGAUUAGUGUGGGGUUUUGUGCCUCAUACACGUCCAUGCCUACUGAGGAGAUGUUUGGCCCCUUGUUUGCAUUUCUGCGUGACGCUCCAGAGAAGUGUACCUUGCUGGUAGAAGAACACCAUUUAAAGAUGUCUGUUGAUGAGAAAAUACGACUUCUCUGAUGAAGUCGUUAUCAGAACUACUGUCAAGCUUAAGAUAACCAGUACUUUUUGCAAAGCUAACACCAUAUGUCUUAUGUUUAACGAGCUUUCUCUCUGCAGGUUAAUGUAUAGUUUUCGAUGUGAUCAUUCCCUGAAGUGCAUUUUGAUUUAUUGACUACCAAAUGUGUUUGGUUUGGGUUUAAAUCGUUGCAGCCUUUGACUGGCCCUGGAUUACCCCUUCUGUUUACUGUAUGCCGUACAAGUUUUGCUCCUCAGAAAAUUGCACUUAAAUAGUGAAAAUGAGAUGUGAUGGUUACACUGGACAAACAACAAGCCCAGAUUCUGCUCUGUUAGUUCUACCACUCACUCUCUGUGUGACUGUGGGCAAGGUAGUUGACCACUGUGCCUUAUUUCAUCAUCUAGUAAGUGGAGAUAGCGUUCACACACUGCCAAGCACUUUGAAGAGCUCUUGAUGUUGAAGGCACUGUCUAUUGAAGUGCAAAAUUCUCUUCCUGACAGGUUUCUGUCUAAGCUUAGGAGCCAGUGUAUAUUUAAAGUGUUAUUUUUUGUACUUUUGAGAGCAGAAUGUAAUGUUACUUUUAAUAUAUGUUAAAGCUGGUCAUUGUUUUUGUGGGGACAUGAACGAUGAAUAGAAUCACUUCAGAGCAUAAUGAGCUAUAUAAAUAGGGCAUAUGGCGUUAAAGUUGUACAGCUAUUUUUCGCUGACUAGAUUAGAUGUGUACAGAUUGUUUUUAAUGACUGACUGACUGCUAACAAAAAAGAUUUGACAUCUUAAUAAAAUGCCAUGCUAGAAUACA